Molecule: messenger RNA, 732 nt
Organism: Naegleria gruberi
Lineage: Eukaryota; Heterolobosea; Eutetramitea; Acrasida; Naegleriidae
Exons: 1
Molecular function (GO): zinc ion binding; ferrous iron binding; oxidoreductase activity, acting on single donors with incorporation of molecular oxygen
Source: RefSeq, a predicted model, not a curated record
AUGUCUGCUAGAGCUCCUUCAUUGUUUGUUUGCCAUGGUGGUGGUCCUCUUCCAGUGCUUGGUGACAAAUCACAUUCAUCUCUUAUUGAAUUCUUCACUACAAAAGCACAGCAAAUCUUCACUCCGAAACCAAAAGCCAUCGUGAUGGUGACUGCUCACUGGGAAGAGUCACAACCAUUCAUUUCAUCAGGUGCUAAACAUGAUUUAUUAUAUGAUUAUUAUGGAUUUCCAUCAGAAUCUUAUAAGAUUCAGUAUAAAGCAAGUGGUUCACCACAAGUUGCUCAACAAGUUGCUGAUCUAUUAAGAAAGGCAGGGUUUUCACCAGAAAUGGAUUCAAAGAGAGGAUGGGAUCACGGCACUUUUAUUCCAUUGAAAAUGAUGUUGCCAGAAGCAGAUAUUCCAAUUGUCCAAGUGUCAGUAUUAUCAUCACAAGAUGCUGCAGCUCACUACAAAAUGGGAAGAGCUUUGGAAUCACUUCGUGAUGAGGGAGUUGCAAUUGUUGGAAGUGGAAUGAUCCCUCACAAUUUCUCAUACAUUAGAAAAUUCAUGGCUGGAGGUAGUUCAAAACCUUGGGGAGUUGCAUUCGAUGCAGCUCUCACUGAAGCAUGUGCAAUUGAGGACGUGGAAGAGAGAGAAGCCAAGCUUUUACAAUGGAAGACAAUGCCAGGUCGAGAGGAAUGUCAAGCACUUGGAGCUGCUGAACAUUUAAUGCCAUUAUUUGUUGUGGCUGGU